AUGGAGAGAGUGAGAAUGCUGCUUCAGAAACUGUGCCACACCAGCUGCUCUUCAGGCUGCCCAAUGGCCUGCCCUGGCUCCCCAUGCUGUGUCCCUAGCACCUGCUACCCACCCGAGGGCUAUGGAACCUCCUGCUGCUGCUCAGCCCCGUGGGCUCUGCUGCGCCGGCCCCUGUGUGGGGUAUCCAUCUGCUGCCAGCCAGCCUGCUGUGUGCCCAGCCCCUGCCUGGUGGCCUGCUGUGUGCCCGUGAGCUGCAAGCCUGUUUUGUGUGUGGCCUCCUUCUGUCCAACCUCUGGGUGCUGCCAGCCCUCCUGCCCCACCCUGGUCUAUAGACCUGUCACCUGGAGCACCCCCACCUGCUGCUGA
Molecule: messenger RNA, 366 nt
Organism: Pongo pygmaeus (Bornean orangutan)
Lineage: Eukaryota; Metazoa; Chordata; Mammalia; Primates; Hominidae
Gene: KRTAP12-4
Product: keratin associated protein 12-4
Source: RefSeq, a predicted model, not a curated record